GAGCACAAUAUCACCACAGGAUCUGGAAGAGUGUUUCCAAGGAGGAUUUUCUGGGGGAUGGAAAGGGCAAGACCACCAAUGAAAGUUGGUGGAGUUAUGCCGGGGAUUGUGAGUCUGGAUGGAAAGAAGACUGGCACUUUCAGAGGUUCCUGCCCAGCUCUGCUUCUUGCCCACCAUGUAUGAAUACUUCUAUCCUGAUCUCCACGUUGUGAACACUGAGACCCCUGAAUCAGAAAGGAAGACACCUCUUCCCAGAUCAUGUUAGAGGGUGGAUUUGGUGUAAAACACUGAGAAGAAUAAAUAACAGCUUUGUAGGAAUGGAUACCUUUUCUAUUUUAUUUAAGAUAAACCACAAUAAGCAAAAUACACAUGUGGUGGUUAUUCUUGGUUCCCAACUUAACAAGACAUGGAAUUAACUAAAACUCUAAAAUGGAGGUCACAACAGUGAGAAGUGUUUUGCUUCAGGUGAAGUGAGGAGAUCCACUUCCAAUACACACUUUGGAGGUAAAAAGACAGAGAUGUUUAAUCCGGAUCUCAGGGCCUGAAGACACACACACCUUUAAUCCAGAUCUUGAGGCUAGAAGCCACACCCUAAAUUGGGCCACACCUUCUGCAGGAAGCCUAUAAAAGGACAUGAAAGCAGGAAGCUCUCGCUAUUUGCCUGCUUGCCUUCACCUUGCAACAAGUCCUUCCCUUCCCUGGCAAUAGAGAAUAUUUGGAAAUCCAGCAUAUUCUGAAGACCAGUGGACACAUCCAACAUCCUGGACUGAGUGAAGAGAAAACAAUUGCUAGUUCUUCAUAUUGGAUCCAGUUUAACCUUCAAAUUACCUGCAGGAGAAAUGGCAGGAGAUGGGACAGCCCAGAGAUGGGACCACACUCAAAUCAGCCUUCAGAAUUUCUCCUACAUGUGGACCAUCAGCAACUUCCGAUUUAUUCUGGAGGAAAUAACAGAAAGCAUUAGAAGCCCAACUUUCUCAACAGGAGCCAAUGACAAAUGGUGUUUGACAGUAUACCCAAAGGGAGUCGAUGAAGUAAGUGCAGAUUACCUGUCAGUUAACCUCGUUUUGCUCAGCUGUCUAAAGAGUCAUGUUUGGGCAAAGUUUCAGUUCUGGAUCCUAAGCGCCAAAGGAGAGAAAAUGCAAACCAUGAGGAGCCCAAGAGCCUUUAAGUUCAUGCCAGGCUGCGACUGGGGAUUCAAAAAGUACAUCCUUCGAGAUUUCCUCCUGUCCCAUGAGCCUAGUCUUCUCUCAGAUGACCAGCUUACCCUUGUCUGCAAGGUGAGCAUGGUCCAGGUCUCUUUGCACAUCUCUGACCAGAACAGGAAGCCAAGGAUCCAGGUUCCCAGAUGCACAUUGGCUGAUGAGAUAGGAGACCUGUGGGAGAAUUCCCGAUUCACAGACUGCUGCCUGGUGGUAGCUGGCCAGGAAUUCCAAGCUCACAAGGCCAUCUUAGCAGCUCGCUCUCCAGUUUUCAGAGCCAUGUUUCAACAUGACAUGGAGGAGAGCAGAAAGAAGCGCUUUGAGAUCCCUGACCUGGAGCCACAAGUCUUCAAGGCAAUGAUGGACUUCAUUUAUACCGGAAAAACACCAGACCUGGACAGCAUGGCAGCUGCUGUAAUGGCAGCUGCUGACAAGUAUGGCCUGGAGCGUUUGAAGGUCAUAUGUGAGGAUGCCCUCUGCAGGCAGCUCUCUGUGGAGAAUGCUGCCCACACUCUGGUCCUGGCUGACCUCCAUAGAGCAGGGCAGCUGAAAACCCAGGCACUGGAUUUCAUUACAGCUCAUGCUUCUGAGGUCUCUGAGACCUCAGACUGGAAGGCAAUGGUGGGCUCAUAUCCCCAUUUAGUGGCUGAAGCAUACCGUUCUCUGGCUUCAGCUCAUCUCCCUCUCUUGGAGCCCCCUUUCAAACGCUUGAAGCAAUCCUAGGACCUGGUCAGCUGUGUCCUACACUUGUCUCCCAGAAGCAGCAGCCAAUGUUGUUACCAAUGACACUGGGUAGAC
This is a messenger RNA of Peromyscus eremicus (cactus mouse), 1997 nucleotides long. Its product is annotated as speckle-type POZ protein-like. Gene Ontology annotation, biological process: proteasome-mediated ubiquitin-dependent protein catabolic process; regulation of proteolysis. The transcript has 2 exons. NCBI's taxonomy places the organism in Eukaryota, Metazoa, Chordata, Mammalia, Rodentia, Cricetidae. Gene Ontology annotation, cellular component: nucleus; cytoplasm. The coding region runs from base 840 to 1922 and encodes 360 amino acids. Gene Ontology annotation, molecular function: ubiquitin protein ligase binding. The record is from RefSeq and is a predicted model, not a curated record.